Molecule: messenger RNA, 522 nt
Organism: Phodopus roborovskii (desert hamster)
Lineage: Eukaryota; Metazoa; Chordata; Mammalia; Rodentia; Cricetidae
Product: recQ-mediated genome instability protein 2
Exons: 2
Coding region: 23-463 (146 amino acids)
Biological process (GO): DNA repair; negative regulation of double-strand break repair via homologous recombination; maintenance of rDNA
Cellular component (GO): nuclear speck; cytosol
Source: RefSeq, a predicted model, not a curated record
GGGAAAGUGGCAUUGACGCAGCAUGGCGGCGGAGUCACUGACCUCGGGUGGCCCCGGGUCCGUGCGGUUGCCGCGGUCGCCACCACUCAAGGUGCUGGCAGAGCAGCUGCGGCGCUACGCGGAGGGCGGCCCGGGCGCGUGGCGGCUGUCGCGGGCGGCGGUGGGUCGAGCGCCGCUGGAGCUGGCGGCCGUGUGGAUGCAGGGAACGGUGCUGGCGGCGGAAGGCGGCCAGGCGCGUCUGCGCGACCCGAGCGGGGCCUUUUCCGUGCGCGGCCUGGAGAGAGUACCGCGAGGCCGGCCCUGCCUGCUCCCAGGAAAGUAUGUGAUGGUGAUGGGCGUGGUUCAGGCCUGUAGUCCUGAGCCCUGCCUACAGGCUGUGAAGAUGACGGAUCUUUCUGACAAUCCUGUCCACGAAAGCAUGUGGGAACUGGAGGUGGAAGACUUACACAGAAGCAUCCCUUAGAGCUGGGAUCCUUGAGAACAGCUGCUCCCCGAAGUACUUAACCACCUUGUGAGUUUCCG